This is a messenger RNA of Chara braunii, 3415 nucleotides long. The record is from the annotation of a GenBank genome assembly. Lineage: Eukaryota; Viridiplantae; Streptophyta; Charophyceae; Charales; Characeae.
UGGGAUGCAGUAGCAGCCGCAGCAAAGAAGAAGACAGAGGACGCCAAGAAGGCACGUCUAUUGGCAAUCGAACAGCAGCGCCAGCAAAACGAGGUAGCAGCAAAGGCUGCCAAUGAAGAACGAAUUCAACGGCGUGAGAAGAUAUUCAAUGGAGAGCGAGCUUUGCUCACAAUGGCAGCGGGCUGGCGGGCCGAGGCCGAGAAUGGCAAGAUGGAAGAGUGAAAAUAAGAUCGCUCUACUCCUCUCCCAUCUCACGGACCUCCUGGCCACGUGCAUUGCACAGCAGGAGGACAUCCACAACCUCGACGACGCGGUUCAGACGCACAAUCAGGUGUUUGACCAAGUCAGCAGCCGCCUCCAGCAGCUGGAACAAACCGUCGCUGCCCCCGUUGCCAGCUCCUCCAACACCUCCGAUCGCCUCGAGGCAUUAGAGAUUGACGUCGGAUCCCUCAAGGACGGCGUGCAGUUACAGCAAACCGCAACGCAACAGUUGGAGCAGCGGAUCUGUACUGCCGCCACCCACUCGAUAUCGGAACCGUGCGAGACAACUUCAAAGUUCGAUAGUCUGCGACUCGACGAACACAGACCCGAUUCCAUGGUUCCGCAAGUUCGACCUCAAGUUGCAGCUCCACCACGUCAGCGAACACAAGCAUCACGCGUACUUAUACUCCCGGUCGGGGGGCGCGUGCCAGGCAUGGUUGGACAAUCUCUUGUCCAAGUACGGAGUGGUAGUUGUCGACUUGUACACCAAGAUCAGUCGGAUGAUCUAAAGGCGGUGUGGCAUAAGCGGUGCCAAAUAGAGCCACCGGAGAUCAAGGCAAUGGACAAGCUGAUGACCUUCGAACAAGGCACGCUGCCAAGUAUUGAUUGGAUUGCCAAGUACCAACGCUUGACAUCCAUCCCAGACAUUCAAAUGUGUUUCAAGGUCGUCAAACACUACUUCCACUCGAGGUCUUGUUCGGCGAUGGGCAACACCUUGACUCACGUCAAGGACACCCUGACGACAACGGCGGAGCUCUUCAACAAGGUCGCGCAGAUCAUUAUCAUGAACAAGGAGGCCAAGAACCUCCACCUUUUGUCUGCGCCAGGCCCAAGCAGAGAUCAGCAUCGGCCGAAAGUGGUCGUGGUCGUGGCAGCAACGCUAACCGACCAAUCUAGCGAGGUCGUGUCUGCCAAUGAAGGGGACAGACUCGCAGCCACCCAGGAUGGUGGCCGCCUCGGCAAAGGCCGAGGACGCGGCAAGACGAAGACAAACACCGCAUCUAUCCCCGGGCCCGACACAACAGCUCCAGCCCCAUGGUCCCACUACGAUCUCUCCGAGCAAGCGUACAAGGCACACACAAGAUCCCGCUAUUAUGCUGAGAAGGGAGAAGCUUCUGAUGCGAAGCCUCAGAUAUCGGUUGGCCCGUUAGAGGCUGAACUGCGGCCUCAGGAGAAGAAACUCCGCCAGCAGGCACAGGCAAUUGAGUCCCUGAAGGGAGAAGCAAAAGCAUACGUCAGAACUCAUCCUGCUUCGACCCUCUAUCUUGGGAGCCAAGAUCAAAGGGCUCUUAGACUGUGGGGCUACUCGCAACUUCAUAUCUCCCAAGGCAGUCAGCAAGUUGCACUUCGAUCAGAGGCUGCCUACCUGACGUUCCCAAACUUCAAGGAAGAUGGCGCGUUCGCGAUCAUCGUCGGACAGGAGGCGGCGCACAUCGAGUGUGGUUUACGGCGGAGAUCAAGAACUCCGAGGGAUAGAAGACAUAAGUCAAGAUCACCAUCGGCGAGAAGAAGAAGGGUGGAGUCAGAAUCUCCAAGGCGAUUUUCAAGACCAUUGUGGGAGCAAAGAUGGAAUGAUUUCCCCCCACCAGGAAAUCGAGUGUGGUUUACGGCGGAUCUGAAGGAGGAGAUCUUCAAACUCCGCCGAGAGAUGGACAAGGUUCUCAAGACACUCGAGCAACUCACUCUGAAACUAGGUGAAAAGAAGAUAGCUCCUCCAGACAAGGAAGACACAGCAAAGAAGGCUGAGCUAACUCCGAACGCGCUUAAAUCCAUCAUUGAUAAAGCACUGAAGCCAACAGAGACAAACCAAGGAGGACAAAAUCAAGCUGGUCCAAGCGCGGCCGGUCAGAAGAAGGCAGUUGCGAAAGACAAAGUAGAGAAGAUGGUAUCGGAGGUGCAGAAGGAUGUCAACGACCUGAAGCUACUCAAGUAUGAUCUGGUGGCCGUGAAGGGCACGUUACAAAAGAUCAAUGAACCAACUUGUACCUGCACUCCGAUUGUCUCAUCUUCAGUUCAUCCGAACGGAUAUGCAGGGACAAUGGCUGGACUACCAGCUUCAGUACAUGGCAGCCGCAGCAUCCCGAGCCGGAGUAUGCCAAGCAAAAGUGCACCAAACAGAAGCACAUUGGGACGCAUAAUCCCUCCACACCCCAAGAAGGGACGAACGAAGAUCAAGCGGAAGGUGUCUGCAGCUAAGUCAAAGGCAAAGCGGAGUAUUAAUUUCGGAGUGGAACCAAUGACGGACACUCAGCUCCUUCGUCUUCACUACAUGGAUCGGAAAGAUCUAUACAAGAUGCACGACAUCAGGUACAAGGACAAGCCGCAAGCGAUCUCAGCAUCGAGGCAGGUUCCGGGAUUGAUCGCCUACAAGGGGCGAGACUUCAACCGGGAUUCUGAUCUUGAAACACGGAUCACGCCAGAUCCAGACAACAUUAGAGUGUCCAACACAACUGACGACGACACACAUGAAGACAAUUACGAGAGCCCCAGUUCAGGAUCAAGCGGGAGUGAUGAGUAUGACUCAUCCGACACAUCUUCGAGCGCCGAAGAUCUGUCGGGAAGGUAGAAGACACCUCAACAUCAGGCAACCUCACCACGGCACAGAAGUGGGAACAGAUACACAGAUUAUCAACUAAGAUUGAGCAACUAGUUAGUACAGGGAGAAUUAGCGAAUGUCACGCAUACAAUAGAAGGUACAGACUUCUAUUUAUCUCACUAUCAUUGGACGGACAGAUACCAUGGGCAGGCCGACUAGUUGAUCUCUGGUAGCGCAGACUCAUACAGUUGAUACGCUACUUACAUCAUCGUAUAGUGUGUAUGUUCUCGUUUCACCUUGGUGUAGACAUAUGUACGUGGGGAAGACAGGAAGACAGCCCAACAAGAGAUGGACGGAACACAUAAACCUUGCCAGAAAUUCGAAUAGAGAAGCACAGCGUAAAUUAUACAGUUGGCUGCGCAAAUUUGGUUGGGAAAAGUAUGUUCUGAUACCCAUUUGGACGGGAGUGAGAUCAGAAGUGACAAAAAUGGAAACAACCCUAAUUAAGAAACUGAAUCCAUUCCUGAAUACAAGGGGAAAAGGCAGAAAGACUCGAAAGAAAAAAAGACGAAGAAGAGGAAAAGGGAAGAAGAGCAGAAACAAAGAGGUUAAUCAAAA